Messenger RNA from Tachyglossus aculeatus (Australian echidna), 5988 nucleotides. RefSeq names its product semaphorin 3E (gene SEMA3E). The record is from RefSeq and is a predicted model, not a curated record. Gene Ontology annotation, biological process: semaphorin-plexin signaling pathway; neural crest cell migration; negative regulation of axon extension involved in axon guidance. Lineage: Eukaryota; Metazoa; Chordata; Mammalia; Monotremata; Tachyglossidae. Bases 193 to 2547 code for a protein of 784 amino acids. The transcript is spliced from 17 exons. Gene Ontology annotation, molecular function: semaphorin receptor binding; chemorepellent activity.
CUCCUUCUCCGGGGGACUUAGCCCUGGCGGGCGGUGCCAAGGGGCGGUGCCAAGGGGCAGCCCGUCCAGGUGCAGGGGGAGGGCUCGGGGGUCGCCCCUCUUGAAUGUUGCAUUUCUCUCCCUCUCCCCGAAUGAGCCGGUCUGCCUAAGGCGGCGGGCAGGCGGGAACCCCCCGGCUCCCUCCCGCCGGGCAUGCCCGCCUUGCCGUGCCCCCCGGGGCGGGGGGCGCCCGCCCUGCCCGGCCGGACCCUGGUGCGCUACCUUCUGCUGGCGCUGUGGCCCGCCGCGCUGAGCGCCGGCCCCGGACAGCCCCGCCUGCGCCUGUCCCACCGCGAGCUCUGGGAUUUUAACAGGACGUCAACCUUUUAUGGCCCUUUUGGAUAUCUUGACCUCCGUGUAAUUCUCCUGGAUGAAUAUCAAGAGCGGCUAUUUGUGGGAGGGAAAGACACUGUGUAUUCCCUCAAUUUGGAUCGAGUCAGUGAAGGCUAUAAAGAGAUACGGUGGCCUAGCACAACCCAGCAAACAACGGAAUGUACAAUGAAAGGAAAAGAUACCAGUGAAUGUGCAAAUUUUGUUCGGGUUUUGCACCACUACAAUAGAACACAUCUUCUGAUCUGUGGUACCGGAGCAUUUGACCCCCUCUGUGCCUUUGUUAGAGUUGGACACCAAGCAGAGAAUCAUAUAUUUCAGCUGGAAUCAAAUAGAUAUGAGAAAGGAAGAGGCAGAUGUCCAUUUGACCCCAGUUCCUCCUUCAGUUCUACUUUAAUUGGUAGCGAGGUGUAUACUGGACUCUACAGUGACUACUGGGGAAGAGAUGCCGCUAUCUUUCGAAACAUGGGCCGUUUAACCCAUAUCCGGACAGAGCCUGAUAAUGAGCGUCAGCUGAAAGAGCCUAAAUUUGUGGCCUCACAUAUGAUUCCGGACAAUGAAGACCGAGAUGAUAACAAAGUAUAUUUCUUCUUCACUGAAAAGGCACUAGAAUCAGAAAACAGUGCCCAUGCAGUUUAUAGUAGAGUUGGAAGAGUGUGUGCGAAUGACAUGGGAGGACAAAGGAUUCUAGUAAAUAAAUGGAGCACCUUCCUCAAAACCCGAUUGGUUUGUUCAGUUCCGGGACUGAAUGGAAUCGAUACGCAUUUUGAUGAACUGGAGGAUGUGUUUUUGCUGCAAACAAGAGACAACAAAAAUCCAGUGAUAUUUGGUCUCUUCAACACAACAAGUAACAUAUUUAGAGGCUAUGCUGUGUGUAUCUAUCAUAUGGCUAAUAUCCGGGCUGCUUUCAAUGGACCAUAUGCUCAUAAGGAAGGGCCAGAAUAUCACUGGUCACUCUACGAAGGGAAAAUACCUUAUCCAAGACCUGGUUCUUGUGCCAGUAAGGUGAAUGGAGGAAAGCAUAGUUCCACCAAAGAUUAUCCAGAUGAGGCUAUCCGGUUUGCAAGAAAUCACCCACUAAUGUAUCAACCUAUUCUACCAGUCCAUAAGCGACCAAUCUUGGUAAAAACUGAGGGGAAGUAUAAUCUCAAACAAAUUGCAGUGGAUCGAGUGGAAGCUGAAGAUGGGAAAUAUGAUGUCCUGUUUAUUGGCACAGAUAAUGGGAUUGUACUGAAAGUCAUCACCAUUUACAACCAGGAAACAGAAUCAAUGGAAGAAGUGAUUCUAGAAGAACUGCAAGUAUUCAAGGUUCCUGAUCCCAUUCUUUUUAUGGAAAUUUCUUCAAAAAGACAACAGCUCUAUGUUGGGUCAGGAUCUGCUGUGGCCCAAGUUAAAUUCCAUCAAUGCAACGUGUAUGGUUCAGCUUGUGCUGACUGCUGCCUCGCGAGAGAUCCAUACUGUGCUUGGGAUGGAAUAUCUUGUUCCCGCUAUUAUCCCACAGGAUCACCUGCAAAAAGACGCUUCCGCAGACAAGAUGUUCGACAUGGAAAUGCAGCUCAGCAAUGCUCUGGACAACAGCGCAUUGAAGAAGCUCUGGAUAAGACUGAAAAAAGAUUGGUUUAUGGUAUCGAGUACAACAGCACGCUUCUGGAAUGUACUCCACGAUCAUUGCAAGCCAAAGUCAACUGGUUGAUACAGAAAACACCAGAAGCAAUAAAGGAUGAGGUGAGGACGAAUGACAGAAUAAUCAAAAUGGACCUUGGCCUUUUGUUCUUGAGGCUGCACAGAAUGGAUGCUGGAACCUAUUUCUGUCAGACAGUGGAACACAGUUUUGUCCAUACCAUCCGCAAAAUCACCCUGGAGGUUUUGGAGGAAGAGCGGGUUGAAGAGAUGUUCCAUAAAGACUUGGAGGACGACACGUCUCACAAAAUGCCCUGUCCCGUGCAGAGAGCUGUCUCCCAACCCCCGAGACCAUGGUACAAGGAGUUCUUGCAGCUGAUUGGCUUCAGCAACUUCCAGAGAGUCGAAGAGUAUUGUGAAAAGGUCUGGUGCACAGAUAAGAAGAGGAAAAGGCUGAAAAUGUCCCCAUCCAAGUGGAAGUAUAUCAACCCACAGGAGAAGGCGACCCGAGCUAAAUCAGAGCAUUAUCGCCCACCCAGGCAUGCAUUGGACUCCUGAUGGAAUGAUCUGCUGAUCUUUGGAAGAUUUGCAUUUGGACUUGAGAGAAUUGAAGGAAACCAUCCUUUCUUCUUUUGUGGUAACUAGUUUCUAUGGUAACAGAGUGACUGGAAAGGUCUCACAAUAAAUUAUACUGUGUACGUAAUGCAAUUGUGUAAAGAUCGUAUCUGGUUGUCAUUCACUGUAUUCCUUAUGUAAAGUUCCACACAAAUUGUUGAAAAAACUACAAUGAUCAUAGUAUUUUGGCAAUUUUUUAUGCCAAUUAUCUUUUCUCUUCUAAGUGCAUUUCAGUAUUGAAAAAUAAUAAUAAUAAUAAUAAUGGCAUUUAUUAAGCGCUUACUAUGUGCAAAGCACUGUUCUGAAAACUCCCUUAAAAAUUGGAGAGGAAAAAAAAACAUUCUGAAAUAUACAUCUAGAUUUCAAAACUUCUUAUUGCUUCCAAAAUGUGACACAUGAUCCCUUCAUUCACUUCAGUAGAAUAUUGGGGUUUUUAAAUUAUGUUUUAUGCCAGGUAUAGUGUUAUUUUUGUAAAUGAUGAGAGGAAAAAUGUAUUCAUUCUCAUGAGUGCUCCCCUUUAGUAAUCAUUUAUAAAGAUCAGAUUCGUGUUUCUGUUAUCAAAGCAAACAAUUAAGCCUUGAAGUCACAGUCAUGAGUGGAAUGAAUGGGGCUGGUAAAACUUCCAGAGAAGCUGAAACUAAAUUGGUAGACCAAAUUCAAGUCAGAGUUGGAACACAGUUCUGGUUUAGAAGGGUAUGAUUUUCUGCCUGCCCUCUUGUGGUAAAACGAUUCUUCAAAUAUCCUUGAGUUCAGUCCAUGAAUCCAUAAAAUUUGACAUCAUAACUUAAUUUUCGAGGCAAUCAAAUAGAAUAUCAGAUCUUUUAAAAUGUUCUAUUUAUGGUUUGUCUUUAGGAAGAUUCAUUUUAGAACAUCAAAUCCAUCACCUCAUCCAGUAAAAAGUAACACAGUAGGGAUUCAUUCAACUUCCACUCAAUGUUUUCUAAAAAUUUUAUGUAGACACAACCUUGAAUUCAGUGUAUUUUAUGAAGGGAAAAGUAUUUCCUAUUGGGAAGAAAAUCCUUACGUUGGAGUUCCAUGGAUACAACAGGACUCAUUUUGUAUUUUGUACUCCAGUUAUGAGUUGAUAUCUAGGAUUUUUAGAUCACUUUUAAAUUGCUGUAAAACAAUGGACUUUUCAACAACGCCCAAUUAAUUUAUUUCCUGUCUAUGUUCCUUCUCUUGUACUGGGCUAAUUCUUGAAUGGAAGAUCCUCUAUUGACAAAGUGAAAUUUUGAACUGAAAUGAGGAAGAAAAAGGGUUUUAGGAGUUUCAGGAACUCAUUUUUGGAAAAUAAAAAAGGUAGGACUCGAAGUUAUAAUUGAUUUUAGUCUUGUCUUCAAAGUAGUUGAAGGGUUGAAAUGAUUUAGUCGAAAUCAGAGAUGGUUCCUACGUUAUACUUCAAAAAUAAUAUCAAAUCUGAUAAUGGUUUACAUAAUUAGUCCUCUAUAAAUUUCAAUAGCGCACAUGAAAUUUCUACCUUCAAGUUGUCAGGGAGUCUUGCCAUUGGUAAAAAUGAUACUUCUUUGAAAAACAGAUUAGUUAUUUUCCUAAAAUUCCACUGGAGGUCAUUCCCAACCACAGGGAUGCUGCUAAAACCUCACUGAAUAUUGGAGUCAUUAAUGCUUUAUGGCCCAGAAAGGUCUGUUCAGCUGGGAGCAGCAGAUUCAAUCCCAGAUACUGAAAAUCAUGUGCUUUUGUCCAAUAUCACUAAUGCUCAGAAUUCUGUAAAUCACAUACUGGAGUUUAAAAGUCUAUCUUUUAAAAAUGGAAAAACAAGAUUUUAUCUUAUCUUCAUAGUCAAAUAAGUGAGUAAAAUACAUAAAAAGCCUCUGGCCACUCAAGUCCCAGAAACAAAUAUCAAUAUUUAAAAUUAUUCCUCUUGACUUUAAGAAUUUCACUUUUGUGCUAAAAAAAAAUCCUAUCCUUGAUUUUACCCUAGAGAUGAGAGCCUUAGGGUUAGGAAUGAGAGGAAGUGAGAUCUUCUAAUACAAAUUUGUGACAAAGAAUAUUACUAGAGGGAAGGAAGAGAUCUAUAACUACUAAGAGACAUUCUGCACCUUAUACUACUCACUCUUAACCCUUCCACUUAACCCUACCGUGCCCAAAAGUUCUUGGUGUACAUUUGAGAGAAAAUAUUUGAAAGUUUGACUCCUCAUGAAAGUAUAGAGAAUUUCUCUUCAGUAGCAAACGUCUCCAAGAUACAUAACUCAGAUAUUCUAGAUAGUCAUUCUAGGGACCUCAUUGAUGAAAGUGUUUGCCUACACUGGCCAAGUCAAAGAAUAAAUAGCUGUAUCUGUCUAUUAGUGAUGAGGAGAAAGAGGAACUUUACUGUCGUGAAGUAGGUGAUGUGAUUUUCUUUUCUCACAGAGAGGUGUUUGGAGAUAUACAGACUCAUCUGGGGAAAAUCGGCUAAUUAUAUAUUUCUUAAUUUAGUGGUUCUAUUUGGAAGGCAAGAGGCCUUUGUGAGGACUGUGAGGAAUUACCCUAAUCAAGGAAAUUUUUGCAAAGAUGGCAUGAAACAAGACCUCUAGAAAAAAAUGGAAAUUACAUGAAGAAAAUGCCAUUGCCAGUAAAGUGCCAUCCAUGAAUCUUUUCCAGUACAAAAUUAGCUGAAGGGCCAGGGUGUUCUUGCUUAGUAUUUAAAAUGUUUAGUAAAAUAUUAAUAGUGACUAUGAACAUUUAUAAAACGUAUAAAAAUACAAUUAUUGUUUUGAGCAUCCAAGCAACCACCACAACUGCUAUUAUUCUAAGUAAUGAAGUAACUACCUUAACCCAGUACUUAUCACAUUGAUUCAACAAGAAAAAUAUACAGAUAGUUCAAAGUAUUCGGGCUCCCAGACGGAAAUAGAUUAGGGUGGAUUCAAAGUUAAGAUAUGUUACUAUUUCAGUGGUGGAGUGCUGUGAUAGGGAGACCUCAAUACUUCUUUAGUUACCUACACGACUAUUGAAUUUUCGUCAGAUUCAAUUUAUAAGCUCUCUACACAAGCCACUUUGUAUUAUAUCAGUUAUUUAAAGUGCUGCCCUUUUCUCCAUGGGGUAGGGGAUUUUUUUUUUUAAAGUUUGGUUUCCAUUUUGAAUUGAAUGUAUCUUGUUUGUGCUUGAAAUGGCCUAAUAAUAUAACAGUUCACUAUUUGGGUGUUUUUCUUCUGUAUGGCAUCUUUUUAUUUGCUUGGCUGGGAUUAUAACAGUGUGUGCAGUAGUAUUUAUUUUCUCUGAUUAGGAAAGCCUAGAGGCUUGUGACUAUUUACUGACAGACUGCAAUGUAUUCUGGGUAUUAUGACAUAGGUCUCCCAUAGGCUCUGCAUAAUUUGUCUGUAAUGUUCAAAUGCCAUUCUUUAUUUGGUUAAAGUUUGAAAAAAAAAUAAAUAUCUUCUGAGCCCUUUA